Tetrapisispora phaffii CBS 4417 is the source of this 2754-nucleotide messenger RNA. RefSeq lists its product as uncharacterized. The coding region runs from base 1 to 2754 and encodes 917 amino acids. The transcript has a single exon. Lineage: Eukaryota; Fungi; Ascomycota; Saccharomycetes; Saccharomycetales; Saccharomycetaceae. The record is from RefSeq and is a predicted model, not a curated record.
AUGAUGUACUGGGCUUAUUUGUUUUUCUUAUUAGGAUUAUUCAUACAAAAUGUUUUAGCAAUUGACACAACUACGAUUCGUAGAACAAUUGAGUUCACAUCCACAAUGUGCCCAACAUGUGUUACAGAAACACUAGUCCCUGUAACUGUUAGUGACUUUGUUACUUAUGUUGUGACAGAAACUGACAAUAUCACUUUCUCGGUGACAACAACAAUCUCCAUUACAUCAAGCACAACUGUAACUGCAAAUUACACAUCUAUUAUUACAGAUACCGUUGAUGUCACGGAAACUAUAGACGCUUGUAAUACUGUAAAUGUUACAAAUACGAUUGAAAAUACCAUUACAACAACUGAAACGGCUGUUGAAACAGAAACACAGACAUCGACAGCGAUUGUUACUUCGACUGCAAUUGUGACUUCUACCGAAAAGACAGUUUCUUCAUCAAUUGUGACAUCAACUGUGACAGCUACUGCUACUGUUACCAGCACUGAAACUAUUACUACCAUUUUGAGGUCAACGGAUACGGAAAUUCUUACAGAUACAGUAGAUAUAACCGAAAUAUGGACAGAGAUUGAUGAACAAGCUGUGACAAUUUCAACUACAGCCACGACAACACUUACCACGAGAGAGACAAGUACUGAGGUUACAACAACUACUAAAAUUGUUAUUGAAUCCACUACUAUGACCUCAAUAUUCAGCACAACUGAAACAUUUUUAACAACCGUAACUGAUACUACAGCAGUAACUUCGCUAACAACAAGCACAGUUUUGACUACAGAUGUUAUAUUUGUUACAGAUGUAAUUUCGGAAACGCUAAUUCAAACAGAUCCAACAACAACUACUAAAAUUGAUUAUGAAACCGAUACCGUAUUCGUAACUUCCUUAGUUUAUUUAACUACAACGAACAUCGUAACAGUAGAAACUGAUUUGAUAAAAACGGUAACUCACACAAAUGUUCAAAAUCUAACCUCUACAAUUACUAUUGAGCACAGUGAGAUUAAUACUUCUAUAGUGGAUCAAACAAGAUACUUCACAGAAGACAACACUGUCUACGAUACACUUACAAUAUAUGAGACGAUUAAUGUGACAGACUAUUUCACAAACAACAACACUGUCUACAACAAUAUCUAUGAUACCGUAACGGUCAGUGAAACGAUUAAACAUUAUGUUAACAGUGAAGUACCAGCUACAUUUUAUUUGACAGAUACAGAAUAUAGGACAAAUGUUGUUAACAUCACAGACACUUCGUACAUUGAAAAAGAGCUAAUUUUAACAGAAGUAAAUACUGUGAUUGUUACAAAUACGAUACCGACAACAAAGACAUUUAAUAUAACGAUCACGGAAAUAGAUACGGUGACAGAAAACUUAAGUUUAACUCAAGUUCUUAGAGAGAUAUUUACAACAACAGAAACAAAUGCGGUUAAUACAACAGAAUUUUCACAUAUGACGGAAACAUUCAGCAUGACAGAUACUAUUGUAAUUCCAAUGACAGAUAUAAUUACAAAAGUGGCUAAUAUCACAUUGACAUCAACUACCACUGAUAUAAUAGAAGCUACAAAUACUGAAACUUAUCUACAAACAUUCGAUUCCACAAGUGAAGUGACAGUGACAGAAACCAAUAUAAUUGUAAAUACUGUUGAUUACACUAACUUGGAAACUUAUGUGGAUGUUCUUAACACAACUAAUUUCAUUGACACGAUUGAAACGGAAUAUGUAACUAAUACAAUUAACAAAACAAACAGGGUUGAAGUGACUGAAACAGUGGAUAUUACAAAUGUCAAUAGUAUCUAUGAAACAAUAUUGGAGACCAAUACACUUGAUAUUACACAACUAAUUGAAGAAGUUAACACAAUAAAUAUAUAUAAUAGAGUUAAUACUACCUUAACAAUGGAAACGACAGAAACCGUUAAAGAAGCAAUUACAACAAAUAUAAUUGGAACUGUUAGAGUGACAGAGACAUCGGUUAUAACAGAAUUUAACAAUGAAACUUUAUCUGAAACAGUGUUCGAUAUAGAUGAGGAAAGAAGUACUGUUAAAUUAACGAAUACUGUUAACACCAUCAAUGUUGUAGAUGUUACUCUGACAUGUGACACAACCAAAUUUAUAGAUGUGACCCAUACUUUUAAUAGUAUAUCAACAGUAAGUGUUAUCAAUGUCUUUAAUUCAACUAUUGAAGAGAACACAACAAUAACCUUAGAUGCCAAAAGUGUUUUGCAAGAUAAUGAAUCUUCUAACGUUUUAUGCUCAGAAAAACCAUUAUAUGUACCGAUAUCUGCAUCAUCUCAUAGGACAACCCAAACUAAACCUUCAAUUGAUAGUUUAACUAAAGUAACUGAAACAAUUAUUGGCACACCUAGUAUUACCUCAAAUUCCGUUAGCUUGUCACAAAAAGAGGUUUUUAAUGAUGCUAGCACCUUGUCAAUCAUAUCUCUAUCGUAUAAUUCAGAGGAAAGUACAUCAGAAAUAAUUGAAAAUACAAAGUUUUCAAAUCAAUUAUCAAGUGAUAUCUCUAUAACUAGCAGAUCGCUUCUACCUGCAUCAAAUUUACCUCCUUCUGAAAUCUCCAAUAAUGUUUCUAGUUAUGAUAUAAGAAGUACAGAAGUUAGUCCUUCAAUGACAUUAAUUUCCAAUGAGAGUUCUUCUACUAAGUAUGAAACUGGCGCGGCCAAAAUAUCGACAUAUGAAGGCAAAGCCUCAAAAUUAAAUUUGAAGGUACCGUCAUUUAUCGUAACACUAUUAUACUUGUUACUGUAG